This is a messenger RNA of Paramuricea clavata, 18704 nucleotides long. NCBI's taxonomy places the organism in Eukaryota, Metazoa, Cnidaria, Anthozoa, Malacalcyonacea, Plexauridae. The record is from the annotation of a GenBank genome assembly.
AUGUGUUUUGUGGAUAUUCUUAACAGUUGCUCGUCUCAGGUUGGAAAACGUUAUCGAGAAGGAGCUCAAGAAGUGUCUCUAGGUCCGGGUUGCAACUAUGCUGGAAUUGUGAUACACGAGUUGAUGCAUGCGUUAGGAUUUUGGCACGAGCAAUCAAGACCUGAUAGAGAUGAAUAUGUUGAAAUAUUCUGGGAAAAUAUAAAGAAAGGUAUAAGUGUAAUAGUAUUUGUGAAUUCAGUUGAAUUGAAUUCAGGAGCCAUGCAAAAUUUCAGCAUUUCUAUGUUUAUAGGAUGUAUAUAUUUAAAAUUGUGAACAUAUUUGAUGUUUUAAUUGUCCGUAUUGUUAUCAGGUAAAGAUCGUAAUUUUAAGAAAUACAGCCAUGGCCUCGUAGAUAUCCUUGGGACAAAUUAUGAUUUCGAAAGUGUGAUGCACUAUAGGAAUAAAUCCUUUUCCGAAAAUGGUAGGUCAACUGUCAUUAUAUGCCUUUUCUAGUACACUUAAUUUUUGAGAGUUAACUCAAGUGGGGUUAUUUUGAAUCCGCAUUUGUUUCCAUAAAAUUUAGGAGUGAAAUUAAAUAAAUUCUGGAAAUUGGCGGCAUGGCCUUCAUUUAAAAUAUUAAAGUGUCAUGUUUUGAUAAUAUUCAGGAAUAAGCGAUCAUGGAUCUGUCUGCAUGAAGAGUGAACUAAUAGCUUUUUGUGCCUAAAUUCUCUAAAAAACUUUUUCAAACAUGGGUGCAAAUGCACGCUUCCGUGAAAAAGUACUUGAAAAAAGAUUCAAGUUAAUCACUUUAGUUGAUGAAUCAAUUUGACAUUUCAAGGGAACGGUCUUCUACAGGUAUUUUUUUUGAAGGGAUAGCUUUGUUUGACAAGUCUAUAUAAUGUUUAUGAUUAGUUUUCAGCUCGUUUCGACAAAGGCAGAUAUCACGCUGGCUUUUUCAAACUGAAACAUAUAUUUCGAAUAAUUUAGUAGUGAUAUAAGCAUGGUAGUUAAAAAAUAAUAUUUUUAUACAACCAAUUCCUGAAUUUCGUUAUAAAGUUUUUAGAGUACAGUACAAAAUCUUAUCAAAUUCUUAUAUAUAGAAAUUAGUGGCCAAAUUCUUAAUGUCGUUUAUUUUUUAGGUCAAGCCACCAUACUCGCUAUAAAAAACCCCGAACGUACACUGGGACAGAGAUUGAGGUUAAGUGACAUUGAUGUCAUCAAAAUUGAUGCACUGUACGAUUGUACAGGUAAGAUUAAUGAAAAAUUAAAUGAAAACACCAAGCGUUUCGGUAGGUCAUAAGAUAUUUUUGCGCAAUUUCCUAGAUAGAAAAACGAGUCUCCUAUAUUCACUAAAAUUUGUUUUGUGGAAAGCAGUUUAUAUAGUUAUAUCGUAAAAACUUAAAGAUCUGUUUUCAUUAAUUAAAAUUUUCUGUUCUUCGAACUAAUGAAAGCUUUGCCGAUAAGACAUAUUUGAUAUUUAUACGUUGGGUGCUCAUGUUUUAAUUAAAUAAACGCAAAUCCAGUUGAAUGAAAAUGGCAUUCAUGAAUUGAAAAUUCAGUGCCUUCAUCAUUCAGGAACGAUCGAUCUAAAAAGAAUUUAUUUCCCUUACAAUUCUAUACUCAAAACAUAACGUCGAGGGAUGAUAAAAACUGCUGUGCGACUUUAUAUCACCUUUAAUGGAGACGCUAGACUGGAAUGAUUAAACAUUAGGUUGAAUGUGCGAAUGCAUGACCGGGCUCUGCAAUAUGAAAUGCGACAAGAAAUAUAUGAAAAAAUGUCCCACGGAACUUCCAAUUGAAAAGAAAAGUCUGUUCUUGAAUUGCUUCCGUCAUGCAUAUACGAAAUGUUACGAAAUGUUUUAUGGAGCAAUAAUAUAUAUGCGUGGUGCGCUUAUUUUGAUAUUCUAAUAUUUUUAUAUAGAUUCCGGAUCUGGUGUUUGGAGUCGGUGGUCUGAGUUCAGUCCAUGUCUAUCUUCAUGCUAUAAAUUCCGUCAGCGGUUUUGUUCUUCAUCAGACCGAGCUAAAGAUUGCCCAAAAGCUGAUAAAUUUGGGAUUGAGACGAAGCAUGUAAAAUGUUCUAAUAAAGAAUGUCAUGGUAAGAUUGAGGGAUAUAUUUCUCAAUAAACAGAUUGGAGAAUAUAAACUUUUUCUAACGUAAAAUCUGGUGGAUACGUUACACCCAUUUUCAAAAUUACGCGACCUCCCUGAAAAAUACUCUUACUUCAAAUGUCAGUUUUAUGUCACAAAAACUGCUAAAAACAGCAAACGUAAACAAACUGGCUAAAGGCAUUUUAAAUCGUAUUUAAUACCAAAACUGAACAAAAAUGAGCUAGAUAACUUAGAUAUACAAACUAAAGCACUAUACAAACAAUCACAUCAGAAAUAUGUGCCGUGAAUAGCUUUUAAAGUUUGAAAAAACAAUUUAUCCUGGAAUUUAGCUGUCCGUAUAAAACACGCGCGCUAGACUACAACGACAUGUUAUGAUUUUGUUUGUGCUUAAAUUUUGCAAUAAUUCUCACUAAAAUAUCUUGAAAAUCAUUGUAAGCAUGUUUAUAUAAAGCAUACAAAGCAUAUACAUCGACAAGGAACCGCAAAACUCGAAGUUUAAACUUCGUGACCGAAUCACAUAAAACUGAUAUGUCAACUCUAACAUUUUCGUCCUUGGUCGCGUAAUUUUGAAAACGGGUGUAAUAUACGAUAAUAUAUAAUAUUCGGAUUGAUACGUUAAUAUACGUUAAGUAAACGCUCAUACACUCUAUUUUUCGGCAUCGUCUUUUCUACGUGCAUUUACUGUUCACCCUGCAUUAUUUCCUUUCACAAUUUUUCUCGCUUUCUUCCUAUGUUUCCAAAUUGUUCAUCGUCUUAUAUCUUAAUUCUAAGCUGACCGGUGUCCUAUGAUAAGGGGGAGGGGGGGGGGGGCGCAUAUGCAUAAAUAAAUGACUAAAAAGGGGGGCUAUUAAAUUUUUUCAAGGAAAUGAGAGGGAGUGGUUGCAAUAAAAUUUGACGGAAUUUGCUUAAUAAGCGUGGUAUCCAUUUGCAAUUGGUUGUAAAUGUUGCGACUAAAUCAUGGUCAAUGAUGUGAAAUAGUCUGGAUUUAUCUUGUCUUCUGUGUGUUGUGUGCAAAUCAGUCUUUACUGAUUGCAGAGAUAAUUUGACAAUUUAUUAUUACAUCAGCUAUCUUGAUGUGGUUAAAUACAUUUAAGCAAAGGUUAACGUCGUAUAUAUUAUGCAGGCCACAUUCGCUGGGGGGAGUCUGUGAUGAUAUUGCUCACGUACAGGGGGUUGUUUUGCGCCUUGUAAUCAGUGCUUCGGUCUGGGUAUUCAUUCUGCCAUUGUAUGCUUUGCCUAGCUGCAGCAAGUUUAGCGCUUCGAUAUCAUUUCCCCACCCACCCAUGUUUAUUCUAGAGGAUUUUAUCUGGUAGUAUUAUCUGGUAGUUUAGUUUAUUAGCAGUAGCUAGUAGCACAUUUCCCAAAUUUGAACUUGGUUGCCUUCGCCUCAGCGUGUUGACAAUUGUUAUUAUCCUACGGUUAUGCUGUAAACACUGAAGAACAUUAUUAUUACUCGCUGGGGCACUGUGCCAUGGUGAGUAGAGGGCCACUUGUUAGUCAGUUGAUAUACUGUUCAGUGUUUACCCUCGUUAAAUAAAGUUGAUUGAUUGAUUGAUUGAUUGAUUGAGUAUAGGUUUCGGCACGCGUGGUGGAUGUCGGAUUUCCGAUCGUCGUUGAUAGCCACAAAAUAGAAUCUCCCCAAUUAUCCAUAAGUCUCUUGCCAAUUUUACCCAAAUUAUCCAUAAAUAACCCUGCAUUUUGGAUAGUGUUUGAAGAAAAAUAAGAGUUUUUUCUUUAUUUAACCAAAGACAACAAAUAUGAAAACAAUAAAAUUCAAUAAAAUUACAAAAACAAGUACGGUUUUAGUUUGCUUUAUCUCAUAUUUAUGUCUCUUUUUAUCUACGAAAAACAGAAAUUUUGAGGGAAAUAUUAUAAAUCUGUGGCUGUUUUAGUUGUUUUUUCUAUUUAGGAUGAUGUCAAAGUCCUCCUGGCUAUCUGCAAAUAAAAUUUGCAGCUCUUCGCAUUGUCAAAACACAACUAUUCCUGACUGCUUUUAUAGUUAUAAACAUUGUAAAACUUCCGUUGUAAUUUUGACUUUCGCUAACAAAAACGUAUGGAGAAAGUUCUUUAACCACAGCAGUUGCUCCAUUAGCUUAGGUUUAUUCUUCUUCGUUUUGAAUAGUUUUGAAAGAUGUUUAGACACUUUUUGCUGUUUGAAACUCGGCUCUCGUCGCUGGGAAAAAAGUUGCGUAUUGCCCGUGGGCAAUACGGGAAAAUCCUGCCUCGUCAGCAGCCAAUCAAAUUGCACGAUUCGUCAAAACAAGUACUUGCCGUAUAAUAAAAAAAAUUAUUAAAGUAUUGUUAAAAAUUUUUAGCAACCACGUUUUGUCGUUAUGGAAAAAAGUAUGGUUUAUAAAUUGUCAUCGCUCAUUAUUCAAUGCGCGUAUAUAUGAAACUGUUUUUAAAAUACUUGCAUUAUUUCAAUAUUAGUUUGUAAAAUCUAAAUAGUAAAACUUCCAAUACUCGAAUAAUAAUCUUAAAGAAAAAACAAAAAAGCUUUAGUGUUGCAGCCUGUUAUUCUCAAACGUGUGAGGCACUAAUAGGAUGAAAGUAUCACGUAAUUAUUUGAAUAAACCACAUCGCAUUUAUAGGGGCGUAUAUCCUAAUGUGGGUAUAUUCCUGACGCAUUCGACCCCACCCCCUCCCCCCCGCCUGGGGGCAAUAUUCCUAGGAUAUUUUCCGCCUUUUGAGAGGGGGAGAAUCUCCUGUAACACCGGAUCUGCUUUUACACUAAGUUCUCAUGGGUGCCGAAUCCAAGAUGACCAGGAUAGAAUACUGUAAGUUUAUCUGAAACCUAAACAAGAAUGGAUUCCAUGUUAUUCUCACGCUGGGGGUGCGCCAAAGAAAUUGCCGCCAACAUCCGUCAAGGCUGUUUACUGAUUAUUUUGGCAGUACUAUUUAAAAAAAAAUCAAUCCUUCAAUCCUUCGAAGCUCAAAAAAUUUCCUUAGAGGCUUAAAAACGGGGGGAAAACUUCGUAAUUUAGUUUGAUUUACUGAUUUAUUAUCAAUACUACUGGUUUUAAAGUUCCAUAUACUGCGCCCGAAAACUGCCAAACUGAGCCGACGUUACGCCAAUGCUCCAACAAUAACCCAACCCCACGCAAGAUAUCUUCAGAAAAUUCUACAUGCCUAAAGUCUAAGAGAAGUGGGUGCCCAAAUUAAGGGUUCUUGCGAUAAACUUCUCCUUUCCGCUCAGUAGGAAUGUACAAUCAUCCGCUUCUUUUUCAAUAAUAACUAAUACACCGUGCAACUUAUAAAUGAGAAACGUGCCAAAAAUAUUACCAAAAAAUAUUCAUCAAACAAACUAACAAUAAUUUCUUGACAACUAUAUUUGCUUUUAUUUUUUAGCACCAGUGGAUGGUCAUUGGGGCCGUUGGUCAUCAUGGUCAGCGUGUAGUUCAUCAUGCGGUUCUGGAAAGAAACAGCGGACACGAAAAUGUGAAGACCCGCCUUCAAGCAAUGGCGGGAAAAAAUGUACUGGCGUUAGAAAACAGGACAAAACGUGCCUUCAUCAGAAGUGUGGUAUAGGUAUUUGUUUUUAAUAGUAGAAUAUCACCUCAACACCUCAACAGUAAUAUAUGGACCAUUACGACACCCUUGCGUGUUAACAUACAUGCACAACGAAAGUUCUCACAUGAAGCGGUACAAUUAAAAAAAAAUUGACCAGAAACUGGAUUAACGGCACGAAAGGCUCGCAAAGGUUUGUGAAUCACAUUGAAGCCAAGCUGCGUGUCUUGAGUCUACUGUAAUUGCAUACAGUGUAAAACGCCUUCAGAUCUAAGGUUUUCUUUUCAGAUUCCAAACCCGCCUGUCAAACUUUCCAAUAGAUAUUUUCAAGUUCUUGAAACUUCGGCCAACACUUUGUGUUGAUUCCUCUGUUAUGGCCUCCGUUGGCCUUUAUUAUGAAAAAAAACACAUGCUAUUUACAGUGGUUAAUAACGUUUUUUUAAGUAUUUACAGUGUUUUUAAAGUAUAUAAAGUAAAUCAUUGAUAUCAAAAAAUUUUCAGAACAUAGUGUAUUUUGUCCACAUCAUGCUUUGAAUUGACCUUGGUCCGACAAAUACUUGACAUAAUAUUUAGCUUUAUCCAAUAAUUGUGUAACAAAUAUUGAUAAAUACCAUAAACGUGGUGUUUCCAUCAACCAAACUAUUGCAAUGGAAAAAUACACAUCUUAUAAACUCCGCUCUUUUCUUGUUCACAACAUGUCAUUGAUCUCUCCAGUAGGUUUGUGCCAAUCACGCCGCUCUGGAUAUCUUCCAUUGCCUUUAUUUGUACCUGACAGUAUAAUGCAUUAUGCAAUGGUAAAUAAGACCCACUUAUGUUGUUGUUUGCCUUGUCCUGACCUAGGUCAAGACAAUUGCAAUUUUGAAAAUGGAUGGUGUAUAUGGCGUAAUGUUAAUAAAUUGUGGUAUCGGCAGUCAGGAGGAACAAAAUCUUCAAGAACUGGUCCUACGGGAGAUAACAGUGGCCUUAAAGGAGGUAAGUGUUCACGGAAUGAUUUAUGAAGCUCAGUUUACGCUAUGAGACUGUGUCUGUCGUGAACUUACUGUAGCUAAGCUUAAGCUUAAAUCGUUAUUUUGAUAGCGAAAACAAACCAUGACCAAGCCAGAACAUCUUAGCUCACUGAAUUAUAUAUUCUGUCUGGAGACUGCAGUUAGCGAAAGUCAGAUUUGGAGAGACGUGAACACUCUCUUUAUAUUUCUUAAGACGCGACUGUCUCUAAGCCGCAUUUUUAAACUUCAUUGUUGAAGUAAUUCCGACGACAGCCGCACAAGAUAAUCGUUUUACUAAUUACAAUGUCCUGGAGUGCAACUCCAUCAUCAGGUCAGGUGUAUAAAACGGUUCGAUGAGAAAAUCUAAUCACAACAACAAUGAAUCUUUUUAAUUUUUUUGGUGAAAAAGACUUAUUUCGUAACUCUUUUAAAGCCGAGAAUGAAGUUGUAGGCGGAUUGACUUAGACACUGAAAUGUAAAGUGUGUUAAUGUAUCUCAUUUCCCGUGGUCUUGCUUGAGUUCAGCUUUAAAUAGGACAAGAAUCGCAGUCUUAACACGGCUUAAUAGUUAAUACAUCGUGGUACGGUGGCCAAUACGGGCCAACCCUUCUCCGUUGAAACUUGCAUCUUCUCCGUACAAAUGUGUUGUUAUUCCGUGGAAAUCAAACUUCUCCGUGGAAUAUUGCCGUUGUUCUGUCACGGGAAGUCUUUUCUCCCUAGAAAUAUGCAGUUUCUCCGUGGAAACACGCAUCUUCUCCGUGGAAACAAGCAGCUUUUCUGUGGAAACACCGCAGCUUCUCCGCGGAAACGCGUAGCAUUUAUGUGAAGCACGAUGCGUUGGCCCAAACGGGGCACCUCUUCUCCGCAGAAACAUGCAGCUUCUCCGUAUAGAAACACGUGCCUUCUCCGUGGAUGAGCACUUACCUUGUGAAUUAAAAAAGGCACGCCCCCCUGAAUAUUUAUUGGUUUUAUACGACGGGAAAGGGGGGGGGGGAGAGAAAAUAAAGUCACAAGUCAACAUCGUGGUCAAAACAUUACAAGCCAAUUUUAUAAAUAUGAAUGCUUUAAUAUGGGCACAGAUAUCCAGCAUAUAAAUUGUGAGAAUUGCCAGGCAGAGAUUUUGAUCGUUUAUAGCUUUUAUAACAAUCGUGGAAAUAGAUACGUACUAUAAAGUUUACUUUUUUAUAUUUAGUUAUCAUUUUUAUUUGUAGAUUUAUAUUUUUACAUAAAAUUGAAUAUACGAGCGGAUCCGCAUACGAGACUGACUGACAGAUUAAUACGGUGUAUAUUUAAAUAUUUAAUUUAUAAAAAUAUAAAUCCACAAAUAAAAAUGAUAACAUAAAUAUAAAAAAGUAAAACUUUAUAGUACGUAUCUAUUUCUACGAUUGUUACAAAAGCUAUAAACGAUCAAAAUCUCUGCCUUGCAAUUCUCACAAUUUAUAUGCUGGAUAUCUGUACCCAUAUUAAAGCAUUCAUAUUUAUAAAAUUGGCUUGUAAUAUUUUGACCUCGAUGUUGAUUUGUGACUUUAUUUUGUCUUCCUCCCCCCCCCCCCGUCGUAUAAAACCGAUAAAUAUUCAGGGGGGCGUGCCUUUUUUAAUUCACAAGGAAAGUGCUCAUCCACGGAGAAGGCACAUGUUUCUACGGAGAAGCUACAUGUUUCUGCGGAGAAGAGGUGCCCCGUUCAUGCCACCGCAUCGUGUUUCACAUAAAUGCUACGCGUUUCCGCGGAGAAGCUGCGGUGUUUCCACAGAAAAGCUGCUUGUUUCCACCAUAGAUAUCUAUGGUUUCCACGGAGAAGGUGCGUGUUUCCACGGAGAAACUGUAUAUUUCUACGGAGAAAAGGCUUUCCGUGACAGAACAACGGCAAUAUUCCACGGAGAAGUUUGAUUUCCAUGGAAUAACAACACAUUUGUACGGAGAAGAUGCAAGUUUCUACGGAGAAGGGUUGGCCCGUAUGGGCCACCGUAUCGUGGAUAUAGUACGGCCUCAUGUUCCUUUGUCACUCCUUGUUCCAGGGCACGCGGAAGCACGACGCGUGCAGCGACUCAAGCUGCGCAAUUUGCCUUUCGUAAUCACAACCUUUUGAUUGCAUUGCAGUUGGAGACUUCGUUGUAUCCAUCGUUUGCGCAGCAUUGCAACCAAAAAGUUACGAUUAGAAUAGGUAAAUGGUGCACUUGCAGCCGCUGAACUUGUGGUUCUGACAGCCCUGGUCUUUCCGCAAUUGCAAUCGUAUGUCUUGUUUUUUUCUCAAGCGUACCUUUUUGUCCACGCAACGUUGUCCUCCCAAUUAUUCAUAUAACUCUGGUACCUUUUAAUUGCUAUUAAAAAUUAAAGUUUUGACUAACUAUAAUUUAAGAAAGACAUAACGUGGUAUGGAUUAUUCAAAUUUUGUUUUUAAAUAAAUACAAUUAGCAUUAUAUAGCAACUCGAUAACAAUCACAUCCCCAAAGAGUAGUUGAUCUUUUUUGUUUGCUUAGAAUUUAUCUCAAAGCUAUGAAAGAGGCAACAUUAAUAAGUCGGUCAAUUUCAUUCUUCUCACCCUGAUAUUUAGGUGUAUAAUAAUUAGCAUUAUAUAGCAACUCGAUAACAAUCACAUCCCCAAAGAGUAGUGGAUCUUUUUUGUUUGCUUAGAAUUUAUUUCACAGCUAUGAAAGAGGCAACAUUAAUAAGUCGGUCAAUUUCAUUCUUCUCACCCUGAUAUUUAGGCGUAUAUCUGUAAGUCAAUCAUCAGGUUAUGACCUAAAACAUCUUUAGUAAGAUCUGAAAUGCGUAAUGUGUUUUCUCUAGGUCACUAUAUCUACUUUGAAAGUUCAUGGCCUGUCAGACCUGGAAAACAAGGCAUUGUGGAAAGCAAGAUCUUUGGUCCAACUCGGGCAACAUGUAUGUCGUUCUACUUCUCGAUGUACGGAGAUACAAUGGGAAAGUUGACAGCUUAUAUACAAGACAUAAACAAGCUGCAGUCGCAGAAUAAAAGAAGAAAAGUUUGGGAGAAGAUUGGAAACCAAGGAAUAUCAUGGCAAAAUUCUAGAAUCACUAUUUCCAGCAAUUCUCCUUUCAAGGUAAUGACAGAGCUUUUUUUUUUUUUUGGGGGGGGAGAGUUGUGUUUCGAGUUGGUGUCGUGGAAAGAUAAAAUGGUAUCUUCCUACUCUGUUAGUGCUGUAUAACCAAACAUCACGAAGCCGGAUUUGCACAAAUCUUCUCCAGGGAAUAAAAUUUGGAAUGUGACCUGGUCUCAGCCAGAAGUUAACCUGAGAAUGUGGAAUUGUAAUUCGGACCACAAUCUUCUUUUUCCGCUGUCUUCAUGAUUUCGUUGGCAGAAGAAUUCGCUACGUUUUUGAAAUUAUUCAGCGGACAAGAAUCAAAGAAGUGUUAAAAGUGAUAAAUAAUUAAAUGAAAAAGCUACACUACGGCAGAAAUCAUCCCAAAGUUAGAAUUGUUUUUGCUCGAUAUACUUUCGUUUAUAGAGUGAAUGCAAAGCAGGAAUAAAUUCAAUUUGCGAUCUUAACAGCAGCGGGCGAAACAAUGCAUGUAAACUUUCAUUCAAUCUUCGAAAUCUGUAUUGAUAAAAAACUUAGCCAAAAUGAGCAUCUUCCUGUGAGUUUCUUUCAUUGCUCAGUUUGUUCAUCACAUUUAUAGAAACACAUUGAAAAUUUUAUUUCUUCACCAUACAUUAAAUAGAAGGGUAAAAUGGGUACUUCGAUUUGCGUAGUCUUUCUCUGUUAAAAUGUGCAAUCAAGAACAUAAAACGGGUUUGCAUAAUCAUCCGCAGGGAAUCAGAUUGAGAAUGUAUAUGUGCAUGGUGGUCGUGUGACUGGUUACAGGCAGAAUUUCAGCUGCGAAAAUGAGAUUGGAACUUGUUUCAUGACCCUUAUUGCCCUUUUUUAUGUUAUCACUGCCGGAACAAUUCUCUUUGUUUUUGAAAUUAUUUAACAGAUAAAAGUGAAGCAGUAUCAAAAGUCAAAAUAGAUAGAGGAAUGCUAUAAACUAUUGCAUGAAAAGAUUAUGCCAAAUUUACAUUUGAUUUUGCUCGUUACUUUGGUUUAGUUUGCGACCAAAACAGUGCAUGGGUGUUAUCAUGCAUAUCUAAAGUCUGUUUUCCACUAGGAUAAUUUUUCGCGGGAAAUGUAGCAAACAGAUAUCUUGGCAAUGUGAUUAGUCAGCGAAAAAAUUCCUGGCGAAAGAGUUUGAUCAGUUCCUACGGUUUUGCUGUUCGCGUGAAUAAAUUCACUGGCCUAGUGGAAAGUGGGCUUAUAAUAUUCCACAGUUCGCAGAGAACCAAAGCUAUCUCACUUGUUUAAAGCAUCCUCUUUUGGGUUUCACUAAAUUUGAAUAAAUACGUUAGAAUGGUGAACGUUAAAUAAUUGGAAGGCAAAUUCUAUCAAUUAUAGUCGUGAACUUGAGACCGGUCUUCUUGAACAACAUGCACACAUUUCAAAAUACUAAGCUUAUUAAGGCUUAUGUUCUACACCGAAUUUGUAGAAAUUUGAUGAAAUGUUUUCAUUUCUCCUUAUAUAUAUAUUAAACUUACCCCACAGGCAUAUUACUUAUAUCGAUUUCAGUUGGUAACUCAACAAUUUCUAUCUGUUCUUAAUAUCAACUAGAUUUCUAGCUAAUGUGUUUCGAAGGAGAAGAAAAUUUUUGAAGAAUUACCAAUAAAAUUGUAGUCGUAAUUAGCUAUAGAAAAAUGGACAAAUUUUUUUGUUCUUUAGAUACUCUUCGUUGCUACCAGAGGUUAUAGUUAUAGAAGUGAUAUAGCAUUGGAUGAUAUUACUUUUAAAAACCAGAGUUGUGUACCUUCGAUAAGUACUACAACAAUUCCAAGUAUAACGGGUAAGUAUUCUUGUUUAUAGUAUUUCUUUUUUUUUAUUAUUUUUUCAUUAUUUUUUUAUCAUUCAGGGUAAGUAUUUCCAACUAAAUUUUUAAGAUACAUGACAACAAGAGGGAAAUUUGUCGUCACUGUCCAAAAAAUCGCGAGCAGAAACAGAAACCAUUGCAUUCACGUCAGUGAUUUACAUUCAAAACAAAACAAAACAAAGCAUAGCAGAAAGUUAGCAAGAAACUGUUUUAGCUGGCGAUUUUUUGCUUUCCAUUCAAUCGAUUUCAGCACAAACUAACGGUUAUUCUUCGAUCAUGAAUUCCUUGUUUUGGGAUGAUUUAUUUUUGUAAUCGAGUGAUUGGAAGAAGUGAAUAUGGCGACGUGAACAUGGGAGUAAAUACCGUAUACGUCGAGCUAUGACUCUCCAAAAGCCGUGAUAAACAAAGAAAAACGUGAUAUGAGAAUGAAAUAUAAGUUAAAAUUACUUUUAUAUGCUUCAAAUUUUCCAUCCUAUGUUUCUUACUGUAACUUCAGCGGUCUAAUUUCAAAACAGAAGCUAUCAAAAUUUGACAAAAAUUUGAAAAUAUGUAAAAGACUUUCAUCUGUAUUUUUUUUUUUAAAUAGCCCGUGGCCUUAAUUUCAAAUAUAGCUAGCUACAUGAAAAGAAAAUUUUUUCGGCGUUUGUAUGUAUCAAGCAUAUCGGGAGGAAAAAGGGGCUCACAAGGGGAUGAGUUGUCAUCCUCAAUGAUCUCAAAAUAUGUGGCUGACUGUGAUGAAUAGCAAACACUGAUUGGUCGAAUUUAAAAUUUACUGUUGUAUGACAAAUGACAACAGCGAAAUAACAAAUAUUUCUUGCAAAUAUAUUGUAUUUUUGCAAGAUUCUCCAACUUUCAAAACCUUUUUGAGAGCCAAAAACCGUCUGGAAACUUCAAAAAUUGAUGGAAAAAAUUGCACAAUUGAUGGAGAAAAUUGGAAAAUUAAUCAUUUGGUAAAUAAAAGUGAUAUUUUGAGGGAAUUUUUCAAUUGUAAAACUAAGAAAUACACAUCUUAUAAACUCCGUUCUUUUCUUGUUCACAACAUGUCAUUGAUUUCCCCAGUAGGUUCCUUAAAUUAAUGCAUUAUGCAAUGGUAAAUAAGACCCACUUAUGUUGUUGUUUGCCUUGUUCUAACCUUGGUAAAGACAAUUGCAAUUUUGAAAAUGGAUGGUGUAUAUGGGGUAAUGUGAAUAAAUUGUGGUAUCGGCACUCAGGAGGAACAAAAUCUUCUAGAACUGGUCCUACGGGAGACAACAGUGGGCUUAAAGGAGGUGAGUACGCAUUGAUUUGUGAAGCUGAGUUUACGCUAUGAGACUUUGUCCUGAACUUAGCUAAGCUUAAGCUUAAAUCGUUGUUUUGAUAGUGAAAACAAGCCAUGACCAAGCCAGAACAUCUUAGCCUACUGACAUAUAUCUUCUGUCUGGAGACUGGAGUUAGCGAAAGUCAGAUUUGGGGAAUUGUGAACACUCUCUUCAAAUUUCUUAUGACGGAACUGCCUCUAAGCCGCAUUUUUAAACUUCAUUGUAAUUCGUUCGACAGUCUUACAAAAUAAUCGUUUUAGGCUACUAAGGGAAAGUACAUUUAUUACACCGAGGGGGGGGGGGAUGAAGAUGUCUUGAAAAAAGCUCAUAUUUUUACAGGGCCCCUGUUGAGGUUCUCGGUAAAUUUCGAUGCCCCCCCCUCCAAGUUUUUAAAAUUUUCAAUGCGCCCCCCCCCCCCUCCUCUAGAAUUCGGAAUCGAAGGAGUACAAUCCGGAAUUCUCUCUUAUCAUAGAUACAAUUUGCAGUUCCUCCAGAUGUCUGAUAUACUCAAGCAUGUGCUUCUCCUCAACAAAACUACUGAUCUGCUGCUUCUUUAACCUCACUAGCACCAGAUGAAAUGGCACCGUCUUUAAAACAUUUUAAAUUGGCUCUAGGGGUGAAAUUAUCAACAGGUUGUUGUUGUCCAUCAUUCAGCGUAUUCGGAGUCUUGAACACGUUCAUGUAGUGGCCAGGAUUUCCUGGAUCAGGGUAAUGUGCUGGAACCUUACAGUAUGUCGCCCCCACCCAAGUGUCUCCCGGCAUCUGUUGCAAAUGUCUUUGUAUGCCUGUCAAAAAUGCAUGCAAAAGUGACAUUAUGCUUCAAUUUCUUUAAUUUCCAUCCCGUUUGUACGAAAUAUCCCAUAAACAUAGAACACAUCAUUCUUGCAAAUCGUAUACGCUUUUUUGUUUUUGGAACUGCUACUUUUUGGCGCGUAAGUUACUUCACAAACCUGGCGCCAAAAAAUUUAAAAUAAGCUAUAGGUGAUUUCAUGUAUCCAUUUAGAAGAGCAGACUAAGGAUAUCUUAAAACUGAAAUCGGUUUCGAAUACAACCAUCAGGGACGUAGCAAAGCAAGUUUGGGGUGGGGGGGGGGGUCAGAGGAUUAUACGUAUUGGCAAUCUCAUACUAAGUUUUGGGAAAAAAGGGGGGUCUGGGGGUCCUCCCCCAGAAAAUUUUUACAUUUUUGAAGCUCUAGGACUGAAUUUCUGGCGUUUUCUAAAGCAAAUUUCGCAAACAAAUUACAUGUAAAUUGACUGUAUUUUACAAAAAUGGUUAUCAUUUCACAAAAAUAAUUACUUUAUUACGCAAAUUUUACCUGAAAAUGUAAAAAUUUUAACUUUAAUUUACUGGAGUCAAACCUUUGAAAAGUUUAGAGCCCCCCCUUCAGUAUAUCAAGAACUUUCAGAGCCCCCCCUUUAAUGCCAGAAAAUAUUUCGGAGCCCCCCCUUAACAUCUUCAUCCCCCCCCUCGGCAUAGUAAAUGUACUUUCCCUAAUUACAAUGUUUUGGAGUGCAACUCCAUCUUCAGGUUUACAAAAUGAUACAAUGAGAAAUCCAAUCAACAACAGUGAAUCCUUUUAAUUCUUUUUGGGAAAAAGUUUUAUUUCGUAACUCUUUUAAAUCUGGGAAUGAAGUUGUAGACGGCUUGACUUAGACACUGAAAUGUAAAGAGUGUUAAGACAUCACUCUUACCUUGGUGUUGCUUCAAAUCAAAAUCAAAUCAAAUAUAUUUUUGCCACAAAAAAUAACAGUAUAGAAAAUAUACAAUUAAGGAACUAUAAAAAUCAAGGAAGCCCAAAAGAAACCAAAAGGCUUAUAGAGUUUGGACUACCUUUUACAUUCUGAUAAGACCGAAGCUCAUUUAAAAUAUGAAAUUAACACUACCGCUCUGAAAAUAAAUAAUUUAUUCGUGAAAAAGACAGAUAUCAAUAAGUUUCAAAUACACAAAAGUAACAGACACAAAUCACCUUGAUAAUAUUACGGAAACAGCUCACUUUUCUCUAGAAUUUGCACUAAAUAGAAUAUCCCUGUUCAUAAUAUUUCGUGUUUAACAUACACAGAUAUACAUAUACAUACAAACGAACACAUCUAUAUUCACGAUAAAAUAAUACUAAAGAGUAAAUAGAUAUUCUUUUAAACUUUCUCUAAAACAAGAGAUACAUGAAGCACCAUAAAUAUCUCGGGGAAGCGAAUUAAAGAGUUUUACACCUUGAUAAAUAACAGAAAACUGUCUAAUUUGCGUUCGGCAGAAUGGAACAUGAAACAAAUUUGAGUUACGUGUAUUAUAAUUAUGAACUUGUUUAACGCAAAGAAAGAAAUGAUUAAAGCUGGCAGGCAACAUCUCUUUAAAAUAUAAGUACAUAAACUUACCGAAAUGAAAUGAAUAUAUCCUAACAAAUGGAAAAUUUUUUAGUUUCCUAAAUAUAGGUUCAGUGUGUGCAUCAUAUGCCGAUUUGUCUACAAUUCCGAUAAUAUGUUUCUGCAGCAACACAACACAACACAACACGAUAUAAAUUCAAUCGGCACGUUGAUCCCCAAACUAAAAUACAAUAUUGCAUAUAUGGGUAAACAAGAGAAUAAUAUAACGUAAUUAAUGAUGAAUUAGAAAGACAAAAACUUGCUUUUUUGACUAUACCAAUCGAUUUAGACAUUUUCCUAGCUACAUGAUAUAUGUGCCUUCCAUGUUAGAUGUUCGUCUAAAAUUAAUCCCAGAAAACUUACUUCCGUGACUAAAUCAAUUUCUAUAUAAUUUAGCGAUAUUUUCAAAUCAGUAAUGCACUGUUUUUGUUUUUGUUUAAAAAUCAUAUAUUUAGUCUUCUUAAAAUUAAUUGACAAUUUGUUAACUGAAAACCAAUCAAAUAAUUUAUUCAACUCAGAAUUAAGCUGAUUUAUCAAAUCAGGCAAAUUUUGGUUCGAAUAAAAUACGUUUGUAUCAACAGCAAAUAAAAUCACAUGAAAUAUAGUUGAAACAUUACAAAUAUCAUUAAUAUACAAUAAAAAAGUAAUGGACCUAAUAUUGAGCCUUGCGGUACUCCACACUUGAUAGUCAUUUUUUGAGAGUACACCCCGUUAUACUGAACAAAUUGGAGUCUAUUACUGAAAUAACUUUUAAACCAAUCAAGAGCUUUACCACAAAUUCCAUAAUGUUGAAUUUUUCAAAUAAAAUAUAAUGGUUUACAGUAUCAAAUGCUUUAGAUAGAUCAAGAAAAAUACCAAUUGUGAACUUAUUUUGAUCAAUUGCUGAUGAAAUUUUAUCAUAUAACUGCAAUGAGUGAUCUUUUCUAAAACCAAAUUGAUUAUCAUUGAGAAUAUGAAACUUAUUUACAUAACUUAGUAAACGAUUAUAACUUACUCUUUCGAAGAUUGUAGAAAAUAUUGGUAAGACUGAGAUUGGUCUAUAAUUUACAAACGUUCUAUGAUCAUCUGAUCUAAAUAUUGGAACAACUCGCGCAAUUUUUAAUGGAUCGGGAAAUAUACCAGAUGAAAUUGACAAGUUGACAAUAUGAGUGAGUGGGCUGGCAAUCAAUUCGAUCGAUUCUUUAAUAGCAGACACUGAUAAAUUAUCAUAGCCAGCUGCAACUCCAUUCCUAAAAGGGUAUACAAUUUCCAUAAUCUCUUGCUCAGUUGAGGGUUCAAAAAACAUGGUGUUUACAUAAUUCCCAGAAAGAAAUGAAUUAGGAGAUAUAGGGACCUUUUGUAUUUUUCUAGCCAAGUUAGGACCAAGAUUGGAAAAAUAUUUACAAAACUGAUCAGCUAUUAAUAAUGGAUCAGAACAUUCGUGAUUAUCAGUAACAAAUGUUGAUGGAAGACGUCGUGUCUGAUUUCGCUUAUUAAUAAUCUCGUUCAGUAUGUUCCAUGUUUUAUUAUUAACAUUUGGGAAAUUUAAAUACCGCUUAUACAAUCGAUUUUAUUGUCUAAUUAAUUUUAAGAGACCUUUAGAAAGCCAUGGUUUUUUGAAGAUUGACUUAAUAUUUUUAGCUUUAAAUAUGACAAGAAUUGCAGCCUUAACACGGCUUAAUUAAUACAUCGUGGAUAUAGUACAUUAGUACGGGUCAUGUUCCUUUGACACUGCUUGUUUCAGGGCACCUGGAGCCACGCGUGCAGCGGCUCAAGCUGCGCAUUUUGCCUUUCGUAAUCACAACCUUUUGAUUGCAUUGCGGUUGGGGACUUCGUUGCAUGCAUCGUCGUCUGCACAGCAUUGCACCCAAAAAGUUGCGAUUACAAUAGGUAAAUGGUGCACUUGCAGCUGUUGAACUCGUGGUUCUGACAGCCCUGAUCUGUUCCCCAAUUCCAAUUGUCUUCUGUCAACCGCACCUUGUUUGUCCACGCAAUGUUGUCCACCCAAUUAUUAAAAUGUGAUUACUCUGGUGCCUUUUAAUUGGUAUUAAAAAUUAAAGUUUUGACUAAUGACUGUAUGGAUUAUUCAAAAAUAUUUUUAAUUAAAAAAAUACAAUUAUACGAUAUACAUGUACUAGCAACUCGGUAGCAAUCACAUCCCCAAGGAGUAGUUGAUCUAUUUUGUUUGCUUAGAAGCUAUGGCAAAAUUAAUAUGUCGUUCAAUUUCAUUCUUCUCACCCUGAUAUUUAGGCGUAUAUCUGUAAGUCAAUCAUCAGGUUAUGACCUAAAACAUCUUUAGUAAGAUCUGAAAUGCGUAAUGUGUUUUCUCUAGGUCACUAUAUCUACUUUGAAAGUUCAUGGCCUGUCAGACCUGGAAAACAAGGCAUUGUGGAAAGCAAGAUCUUUGGUCCAACUCGGGCAACAUGUAUGUCGUUCUACUUCUCGAUGUACGGAGAUACAAUGGGAAAGUUGACAGCUUAUAUACAAGACAUAAACAAGCUGCAGUCGCAGAAUAAAAGAAGAAAAGUUUGGGAGAAGAUUGGAAACCAAGGAAUAUCAUGGCAAAAUUCUAGAAUCACUAUUUCCAGCAAUUCUCCUUUCAAGGUAAUGACAGAGCUUUUUUUUUUUUUUGGGGGGGGAGAGUUGUGUUUCGAGUUGGUGUCGUGGAAAGAUAAAAUGGUAUCUUCCUACUCUGUUAGUGCUGUAUAACCAAACAUCACGAAGCCGGAUUUGCACAAAUCUUCUCCAGGGAAUAAAAUUUGGAAUGUGACCUGGUCUCAGCCAGAAGUUAACCUGAGAAUGUGGAAUUGUAAUUCGGACCACGAUCGGACGAGGGACCUCUUCUUACUCUAUUAAAAUUUGCUAUGAUCAAAGAACGUGAAGCCGGAUUUGCACAAAUCAUUUCCAAGAAGUAAGAUUUGGAAUUUUAGUGGAAUUGCCAGAAUUUUAGUGGAAUUGUAAUUUGCUCAACGAUCUUCUUUUUCCGUUUUCUUCAUGAUUUCUUUGCCGGAAGAAUUCGCUAUGUCUUUGAAAUUAUUCAGCAGACAAGAAUCAAGGAAGUAUUAGAAGUGAUAAACAUUUAAAUAAAAAGCUACACUACUGCAGAGAUCAUCCCAAAGUUAAACUUGGUUUUCGCUUGAUACACUUUCGUUUACAGAGUGAAUGCAAAACACUAAUAAAUUCCAUUUGCGAUCUGAAUAGCCGGCGAAACAAUGCAUAUCAACCUUCGUCCCAGAAUAAAGAUCCAUACAGAAGGGCCACUUAUUUCGCAUUGCUCAUGUCGGCCGCCAUUUUCCAGUCAAUGACAUUUUCUGGCCAAUAAACUCGCUGUACUGCAUGGCUGGCUGCCCCGUCUUCUGGCCAGUAAACUGCAUAUUUUUGCAUAAAAAAAAGGAUGUGUGCACCGAUGAGUGGCCUUACUGUUACUGAUGUUUAUUCUGCGCCUUCGUAUCGACAUUUAAUCUUCCGUAGUGAUGCAAAACUUAGCCAAAAUUUGCAUUUUCUUCUGAGUUUCUUUCCUAGCUUAGUUUCUACACACAUUUAUAGAAACAUAUUGAAAUUUAUUCUUUCCUCAGUGGAAUGGAGUUGUCCCAUUGUCCACAACGAUUUCAAUAACGGGAACUAUAGGAACGUGA